Molecule: messenger RNA, 150 nt
Organism: Chondrus crispus (carragheen)
Lineage: Eukaryota; Rhodophyta; Florideophyceae; Gigartinales; Gigartinaceae
Exons: 1
Coding region: 1-150 (49 amino acids)
Source: RefSeq, a predicted model, not a curated record
AUGCGAUUAGCCUACACAAUUCAAAAAUCCGAAAAAAACUAUACGCUUGCUUCUCGUUUGUCUUCUUCGUACACCGCCUCCCUCUGUUCGCACGCGCUCUUUCACAGUACAAGGCAAGUUUUCUUCGGAUUUGGAUUGUUUUGGUGCUAA